Messenger RNA from Syzygium oleosum, 1372 nucleotides. Its product is annotated as putative fasciclin-like arabinogalactan protein 20. Bases 206 to 1204 code for a protein of 332 amino acids. The record is from RefSeq and is a predicted model, not a curated record. The transcript has a single exon. Lineage: Eukaryota; Viridiplantae; Streptophyta; Magnoliopsida; Myrtales; Myrtaceae.
AAUCCUAGAAGGGCUUUUGUGUCAUUUUGUUCUACGCCGGACAUUCCCACUUCCCGCCAAAACUUUCCCCAGCCUAGAUAACGGUUAACGACCUCCUCAGCGAAACACAAACAGAAGAAAAGAAACUUCUUUCCCUCUCUCUCUGCAACGACUUCAAGCAAGAGCCUUUUCGAAAGAGAAAAACUCCAUUUUCAGAGCUUCGACAAUGGCGACUCCGGCCUCUGCCGUCGCCCUCGUGCUCCUCUCUCUCCUCCCUCUGUGCUCUCCGCUCCCUCUCGAGUCCCUCAGAGAAGCCACCCAUGCUCUCUCCAACUCGGGCUUCGUGUCCAUGUCCUUAACUCUCAAUCUCAUCUCCAAAACCCUGAUUUCCCCUCAAAUCCCGUCCCUCACCAUCUUCUCUCCCUCGGAUGACUCCUUCGCAAGGUUCGGCCAGCCGCCACUGUCUCUCCUCCGACUCCACUUCUCACCCCAUGCGCUCUCUCUCGAUACCUUGAGGUUGCUUCCUCGUGGAGCCAAGAUCUCCACCAUGAACGCCAAUCAUUCUCUGAUGGUCACCACCUCGCCGUCUGAUUAUCAGGUUGAGAUAAACGGCGUCAAGAUUGUCGGCUCGCCGGUGUUCAACGAUGGGAACUUGGUGGUCUUUGGGAUUGAGAUGUUCUUCGAUCCAGAGUUCCAAACUUCGGCUCCGGUUCAGAGUCCAAGCCCUGGCCUUGAAUGUGUAGCACCGAGAUAUGGCAGUUUGGAGGAUCUUUCGGUUGGGAAUGUGUUUGGUGAGGCUUGUGGGGCGAUGAGAUCAAAAGGAUACUCUGUGAUGGCUUCUUUUCUUGGUUUGCAAUUGAUGAAACUGAAGGGUGAUAAUCAGAUGUUGACAGUUUUCACUCCGUUGGACGAAUCGAUGGUGAAUCACACAAGGAGUUUCAGCGAUUACCCUUCGAUCUUUCUGCGGCAUGUCGUUCCGUGCAAGCUCUCGGCCAGUGAUAUACUGGGGUUCAACAAUGGGACAAUGGUACAUACUCAUCUGGACGGAUUUGUUAUUGAGGUCACGAGAAUUGGCUACGCUUUGAUGCUUAACGGAGUUCUGAUGACUUCGCCGGACAUUUACAAAAGCGAGUGGCUCAGUGUCCAUGGCGUUCUUGAUGUCAUUGAAGCAAGAGAAGGCGGACAGCCCGGGAUGGAAGUUUCAUCUGAAAGUGGCAGAGUCUAGUAAUGAUUUCAUGAUGAAUCUUCUGUUUCAAUCCUCUUCUUUUCCCUUUGCUUUCAGAGAUAAGUCUCUUUUAUUGUGAUCACACACCAGUUCAUUCUUUUUCACUAGUCAGUCUGUUUAGCAGUCCUCAAAACCUAUACAGAUAAUAAUAGCUCACACUUGCGAUUU